This is a messenger RNA of Phyllopteryx taeniolatus (common seadragon), 2725 nucleotides long. It is a transcript of the gene plekhn1, whose product is annotated as pleckstrin homology domain containing, family N member 1. The coding region runs from base 132 to 2231 and encodes 699 amino acids. Gene Ontology annotation, molecular function: cardiolipin binding; phosphatidic acid binding; phosphatidylserine binding. The record is from RefSeq and is a predicted model, not a curated record. Gene Ontology annotation, cellular component: cytoskeleton; mitochondrial membrane. The transcript is spliced from 16 exons. Gene Ontology annotation, biological process: positive regulation of apoptotic process; 3'-UTR-mediated mRNA destabilization; response to hypoxia. NCBI's taxonomy places the organism in Eukaryota, Metazoa, Chordata, Actinopteri, Syngnathiformes, Syngnathidae.
CUCAGCCUUCCUGCGGCUCCCUCAGUCUGACUCAGUCUGCCCCGCCGGACUACUUUCAUCCACCAAAUACUUUGGGCUUUCUUUUUUCUUGCUGAGGACACACUUACACAAACACACACCGAGUUGGCAUCAUGGGGAGCAGCAUUUCAUGUGUGCCCCAGCACAACUUCACCUUCUCCAGCAAAAGUUUCAUCCGCAGAAACAGCAGUCGCCUGUUUCGCAAGAAGAACCCCCAAGAGGGCCAGGAGAAGUCCAACAGCAUCAUCAAUAUCCUCUGCACUGUCACCCCGAGGAAGGAAAUGUCCCAUAAAGACCUGCGGACCAUCGAGAACAUCAAAUGGGAUCCUCCGUUCCCGUACGACCCGGCCAGCGGCUGGAAGAAGAGCAGCAUCAACGUGAAGAAUUACGGGCGCUUGGUUCACAGCUCCAAAGUUCGUUUCCGCUUCCUGCACUGCCAGGAUAUACACGACUGUUACCUGGAUCUCUUCCAGACUCACCUUCACUUUGUGUCCAACAACCCCCCUGGACUGACAUACCAGGGAACUCUUCCACUGAAGGAGCUUACAAUCUGCAACCUGCAACAGAACUGCAACCACAGCCAACCGAUGGAAUAUGCCUUUCAAGUUAAUGGUGUCAGCCUUAAUCCCAUCAUCGUCUAUUGCGCCAACCAAGAAGAAAUGGACCGAUGGUUUGGCCUUCUUAAAGAAAACAUCGAAGCCAACGGCGGCAGCCCAAUUGCACCGGAAAACUACACCAGAGUCAAACCAAACCAGGAGAAGAGUCCUGCAGGAAGAGAGGAGCUAAGGAACUCCAUCAACAAAGAGCCCAUCUACGAGUGGGAGGGCUCGCAGCGGGACAGUCUGGGCCCCAUUACCUACGUCACCAAAGUUCGACUGCAGCACCUGCCCUGUCAGCAACAAAACGACAGACUACUGGUGAUGUACGCGUCAACACUGAUCAUCUUAGCAGAAGAGGAAAACGGCCUCUUCUACAAGGGAAAGCUCCCGCUCAACAUGAUCACAGUGACCACACCCUGCCAAGACGUCAAACCCAACACUUUUAUGAUUGAAGGGAAGCUCAUCAACCCCAUAGUGGUGUCUUGUCUGGACAGACGCGAGUUCUGCGACUGGAUCCAGCAUUUCAAAGCUGCUGACGUGCCCGUUCUCAGCCCGCCGCCCCCGGUCUAUGACAUCAUCUACACGCCAACGCACAGAGAGGCGCCGCAGUUUGACAGGUGGAGUGGAAACAGUCAAGGCCACGCCGAGCCCCUCAAGUUCAGUCAGAGUGGACGUGGCUCCCACUCCCGUCAGUUCCCCACUCAUGAAGACAACCCGCUCUCACCAGGAUACUCGGAACCUCUCUGUUACAGCCGUCCCUCCUCGACCGAGACCAGCCGCCUGGGAAGCAGGACCGGCAGCUUCUCGUCCCACACCAAGGCCGAGCGUGACCCACGACCUUUGCCACUGCGCUACUCAUCCCCCCAGCGCAGCUCCUAUCUCCAGCCCGGAGACAGCUCUGCAGGCAUGCCACAGCUGUACAGCACGCCGUACUCUGGCCCGCAUCGCCUCGAGAAAGGUCUGCUCGUCAAGUCAAACAGCUGGAACACAUCGCAGACGUCCCUCGGCUACUCCCUGAGCGCCCCGCAACGACACUCCGACAUGUGCGCUCCACGCCAGCCCUUGUCCCCCCUCUACGAUGAGCCCUGCAACCCCGAAAUCUUUGCCUUGGAGGAAGCCAGGUCUGUGGAGAGCUGGCAGCUGCCCACUCAUCUGUACCACCAGCAGCAAAGCUCUCAGGUCGCAUCGUCUUCCUUCAAGCUCUGCACCCCGCCAAUGGGCAGGCACAGCCGCAGAAGCCUGGUCCUGACCAACUCGCAGGGACCCGCUCUGGGCCUGGAGGCGGAGAGCCCUCAGAGUCAAGUGGAGCAGCGAGCCGAGGCCGUGUCGAGGCUCAAGCUUCUGACCGCGCCCUCCAAAGGACAAGAGCAGGCACACCUCCGGUCCAGCUGUGGGAUCAACUCUUCUCAGAUGUAUAAUUACUCACCAGAUCUUCAUUCAUACCUCAAACCCAUAGAACCAGAUGACCAGGAAAUAGACUAUGACAACAUUUGGGAGUACGAUCGCCAUACUGGAAUGAUUCAGCUAACGUCUGGAAUUCCGACACACUGGACAGGAUUAAACAGCGGGGCCGGAGGCCUUGGUGCCAUGGCAACCGAGCAGAGAUGGUCAUAAAAUAAAACAAUUGGCCGGCACUCGUCUGGGUGUGUGCAAACAACGGAUCUCUAUCAGAGGGUUCAUAAAAGCGCAGGCUGUGUUGUCCGGUAAGCGUACAGUAGAGUAAGAAGCAUUAGGAUGUAAUGGUGGUGGGUGUGUGAAGAAGAAAAAAAAACAUUCUAAAAAAAAUCCACUAAAGAAUAUGAAAGUCAAAAAACAAAUUUUACCUGUUUGAGAGUAAUGUAGUAUGAUUUAACAACAGAGAUGUUGAUUGCUUCUUUAUUUUCUUGAGUGAAACUAAAAAAAAAGCAUUCCACUGGGGCUUCUUGAUGAACUUACUGUAUAUAUUUUAUACAUACUGUAUGAUUUAUUAUGUAAAUAGAAGCUUCAUUUGACUGUAAGGGAGUAAUAUCAUUUCUGUGCCAUUCAAGUGUGGCAUCUUUAUUCAUAUUGUAUUUGUUUGAUGUGUUUAUUUAUAUUUGCGAAAAAUAAACUGGCAAAGUGAACCAAAA